AUGGCUUAUGCAGUUGUGACCUCUCUAAUGAAUACUCUUGGAUUAUUGCUAAUGCAAACCAAUUCCACUCAAAAUCGUCUUCAUGAAAAGGCAGAAGCACUGAAUCCACAGAUUGAAUCCCUUCGUGAAAAAGUUCGUUCGUUGCAAGCGCUUUUAGAAACUUUGGACAACAUCAAUGAUGAUGAGUCAGUGAAGCACGGUGAAACCAAAAUAUAUGUUGCAGCACAUGAUGCUGAAGAUAGAAUUGAAUCAACCGUGGGAGAAAUUUACAAAAAGAAGAAGUUUCGAGCUUUUAAAAGCUUGUUUGAAAGCUUACGAGAAGCAUCUGAGUCAAUUGAUUCGGAGAGGAAAGAGUUGGAGAGAUGCAUGAAGAAGGGUGAUAACAAGGGAUCUCUUGAAAGCUUGCCACAAGCAUCGUCUGAGUCCAUUUAUUGGGAGAUCAAAGAGAUGAAGAAACACAUGAAGAGGGGUGCUUACAAGAGACAUCUUGAAAGCUUGCAACAAGCAUUUAGGUCCAUUAAUUCGAAGAGAAAAGAGUUGAUUGGGCGCAUGAAGAAGGGUGUGCAGGCACAACAACAUACCCAGUUUGAUCUCGCAACACUUGCAUCAGAAUUUGAAACAGAUUGCGAAAAAAGUGAUGGUGACCUAGCAGCAGAAUUCAAAAAGAAAUUGCAAAGAGGCAGAUACCUAAUUGUCAUUGAUGAUAUAUGGAGCACCAAUGCUUGGGAUGAUAUAAGUCAGUGGUUUCCUGAUUACAAAGGAAGUCAGAUCUUACUUACCACUAGGUGCGGAAAUGUAGCAAGCUAUGCUGCUCACGGUAGUUGUCCUCAUCAAAUGUCUCCUUUAAAUCCAACUGAAAGUUGGGAACUAUUUCAAGAUAAGAUUAAUGUGAAAGAACAAUUCUCUCUGGAAUUUGUGGAAAUUGGGAAAAAUAUUGUUUACAGUUGUCAAGGCCUUCCUCUAUCAAUUGUUGUAGUUGCGGGCUUCUAUCCAAAUGCAGCAAUGCACUAG
Lycium ferocissimum is the source of this 1011-nucleotide messenger RNA. RefSeq names its product putative late blight resistance protein homolog R1B-12. The transcript has 2 exons. Gene Ontology annotation, molecular function: ADP binding. Gene Ontology annotation, biological process: defense response to other organism. NCBI's taxonomy places the organism in Eukaryota, Viridiplantae, Streptophyta, Magnoliopsida, Solanales, Solanaceae. The coding region runs from base 1 to 1011 and encodes 336 amino acids. The record is from RefSeq and is a predicted model, not a curated record.